GCUGCUUGUUGUCAAUACACAUACGCAAUGUUUUAUGUUGUGUAAGUUCACUGCGUAAUUUUGCUUUAUUCGAGAAAACGGAGUACAUAAUACAGAACCAAAAUUAAUUAAACUCGAAAUAGUUUGCAGAACUCGCCUUAUGCAAUGUGAAUGUGGCCCGGUUACAGGGCCAGAACGUAUUUGGGACUACACCCGCAUGUGAUGGAAAACAGUGUGGGCGGUUAAUCUUUUUAACAAUUCCCUGUGCAAAAUGUAAAUCCCGACACCCGUCCCGAGCCCGACACCAAAAUAGUUCGGCGAGCUAAGCAGGUGGAAACACCAUCAAACAACCGCGAGCGUUCAAAGAGCGUUACGAAGCGUUACUUUUCGAUGUUUCAUUGCGACCUGUUACGGUGUGUGUGGCUGCGGCCUCAAUGCAGCCAACUGCCAACAAUCAAACUGACAGCUUCCGGCAGCAACUGACAAACGGCUUCGUUGAAUUUUGUUAUCACUUUUUGUUUUGGGAUUGUAAGCGUUUUUUUACAAACUGUUUAACUGGGACGCUUGAUACAGAAGAUAAGCAGUGUGGCCAAACGACGCCACUGGUAAACUACUAGAGUGAAAACAGUUUGGCUUUACAAAAAUGUCGAAAAGGAAGUUGCCGCUUUGGGCAUGCAGUGCCGUAAAACAUGAACCAGCAGAGGAUGGUGGCAGCACGGUAAAGCCAGACGCGCCAAUCGUGGAUAUGAAACAAGGCGUCCCAACAUCGGUAAAGAAUGAAGAUGCGCCGAAAAGACGCUUGCGAAGUAAUUACGUUUUUCCAGCGGAGGAAACUAAAAAGCCCGAUACGAAGGUUGAAUAUCUUCCUUUCAUCGAGUACACGGGAGCGAUCGAAUAUUACACGACCCUGCAGGAUAUGGCGUUCCGAUGCGAUCAGCUAAUGCAGGAGAUUACGCAGCAACUCCAGUCAACCGACCAAGACAUCCCGAUAGCAUUCGAUUUGGAGUGGCCUUUUAGCUUUAAGACUGGCCCAGGGCGUACGGCUUUAAUGCAGCUUUGCGUUAAGACGGACUGUUGCUUACUGCUGCAAAUUUCCUGCCUAAAGCGUCUGCCUGCCGCACUGACGCAGCUGCUCUACCAUCCACGGGUGGUGUUGCACGGUGUCAAUAUUAAGAACGAUUUUCGGAAACUGGCGCGCGACUUUCCGGAGGUGGACGCUGAUCGCUUAAUAGCGCGGUGCGUUGAACUGGGCCAGUGGUACAAUCGUUUGAACGGUUCCACCGGGCUGUGGAGUUUAGCCCGGCUGGUGGAGCAGUUACUGAGGCUACGCAUGAACAAGAGCAAACAGGUGCGGAUGAGCAAAUGGGACGUAUUGCCACUGUCCGAAGACCAGAAGCUGUACGCAGCCAUCGAUGUUUAUAUAGGUCAGAAGCUGUACCUCAAUCUUGCGGAAAAACAACGCCAACAGGAGAAUGUUAAUAACUGUGUACCAGAAGCAAACAUCGACACUAAAAUUUGUUUGAAAGUUGAAGGUCCAGAGACAGCAGACGCCGUGGGGUUACCAUUGACUAACAGUAACCACAACCCCAAACAACCUGUUAUUGGUCUGUAGUGUAACACAGCCAAUCCCAUCAUGUCUCGUCUGGUACAUGUCCUGCGGGCCGGAAGACUUCCCUACCAACAGGCACUAAAGCUUCAGCAAACAAUUGCGAACCGGUUACUGCAGCAGGCGAAACAUCCGCAAGAUAGCGUCGCACCAACAUCACCUUACUGCAAUGUGCUCAUUCUAACCGAACACGAACCGGUCUACACCAUUGGCAUUCGUACGAAAGGCUACGACGAAACGGAGGAACAUCGAUUACGUGCACUCGGGGCCGAUUUUGUCCGCACCAACCGGGGCGGAUUGAUAACGUUUCACGGACCGGGACAGCUGGUAGCAUAUCCCAUACUCGACUUAAAACGCUUUCAACCAAGCGUUCGCUGGUACGUGUGUCAUCUCGAGCGAACUGUUAUAGAACUGUGUAGGCGGUACGGUUUGCGGGCUCAAACGACCGCUGACACGGGCGUGUGGAUCGAGGACCGGAAGAUCUGUGCGAUGGGAAUCCACGCAAGCCGGUACGUAACGACGCACGGGUUAGCGCUCAACUGUGACAUCGAUCUGGGUUGGUUCCGGCACAUUGUACCGUGCGGGUUGGUUGGGAAAUCGGUUACAUCACUAGCGCAGGAACUGAACCGACCGGAGCUGGGUGUUGCGUCUGUUACGGAAGAAUUUCUUGACUGCUUUCGGCACACGCUCGAAUGCGAUUUGCUACCGUUGGGCGGCGAGAGCCAAAAGGAGCUGAUGGAUGGCAUUUAAGGUAGAUGUUAAGCAACUAUUAUUGACUCAGGAAUUGUUUGUUUUCUAAGCCUGCUAAUAAUUACUGUAAGACAAUGCUUGUGACGUUUGUGUUUGUAAUAAUAAUAUAUUUUAAAGCUAUUUGCAAAGGACUGGUAAAACCAACAGUACGUUAAUAAGAAA
This is a messenger RNA of Anopheles stephensi (Asian malaria mosquito), 2497 nucleotides long. It is a transcript of the gene WRNexo, whose product is annotated as Werner Syndrome-like exonuclease. Gene Ontology annotation, biological process: nucleobase-containing compound metabolic process. The record is from RefSeq and is a predicted model, not a curated record. Bases 623 to 1591 code for a protein of 322 amino acids. Gene Ontology annotation, molecular function: nucleic acid binding; 3'-5' exonuclease activity. Lineage: Eukaryota; Metazoa; Arthropoda; Insecta; Diptera; Culicidae. The transcript is spliced from 4 exons.